Molecule: messenger RNA, 960 nt
Organism: Parnassius mnemosyne (clouded apollo)
Lineage: Eukaryota; Metazoa; Arthropoda; Insecta; Lepidoptera; Papilionidae
Source: the annotation of a GenBank genome assembly
AUGGCGAAAGCAAAAGUGGGUAAAAAAAUAACAGGAAUUGCAGUGGAUUUACCAGAAUGUCCUGUGUGCUUAGAGACUAUGUCUGCACCAAUCUUCCAAUGUCAGUCGGGACACAGUCUUUGUCAUUCCUGUUCUAAAAACUUGUGUCCUGCAAUAUGUCCCAUAUGUCGCCAACCUAUGACACAAAUGAGAAACUGGCAACUGGAAGAAAUUAUUGCAAAGGCAAAUGUACCAUGCCCUAACAAGUCUUACGGUUGUGUAUACACAAUGACUUCUGAAGGUGUAGAUGAACAUCUCAGGGAGUGUAUUUUUCGUGAAAUGGUUUGCCCUCUCGGAGCUGUUUUUGGCAAAUGUUCUUGGACUGGUAAGCUUAAAGAGAUGAUGGAUCAUUUCAAAGAUCGUCACCCUCAAAAUUGCAAUAUUAAUACAGAAACUGAAGUGGAAUUUAAUAACAUUUCAAUUCAUGAAGAUGAGCGAUUUGUUUACUUGGUAUCUCAAGGAAAAUUACUUUUUAUUGUUACAAUGAAAAUUGAUACACUGCAAAAUAUUGCUUAUUGGGUAAUACAGCACAUAGGAAGUAAGAAUAUGGCCCAGCAGCACAUUUACGAAAUACACAUCACUAGUAAACAAGACAACAGAAGAAAGGUAGUAUUUAUAGAUCACUGCUUUAAUGAUUCCUAUACAGCAGAUGGUGUGUAUCGUCUAGGAAAAUGUGGAAUAUUACCUUUAAAGGUACUUACACAUUUUAUUUUAAAUAAGAAAUUUUCAUUUCAAUUCUAUAUUAAAAGAAAUCCAGCUGGACCCAAGAAUAAAGUUGAAAAGAUGACUGGCACUUAUGAAAAUAAGCAACCAUUCAAGGGCUAUAAAGGUCCUAAACCAAAAGGUCCAAAUAAUCAACAACAUAGAAAUCCAACACCUAAAAGUGGAAGAUCUAAAAGUCCCUUUAAUGCUAGACAUUAA